Mycotypha africana is the source of this 842-nucleotide messenger RNA. RefSeq lists its product as uncharacterized. The record is from RefSeq and is a predicted model, not a curated record. The transcript has 4 exons. The coding region runs from base 87 to 815 and encodes 242 amino acids. NCBI's taxonomy places the organism in Eukaryota, Fungi, Mucoromycota, Mucoromycetes, Mucorales, Mycotyphaceae.
CUGAUAGCUAUUACUUACCAUGUACAAAGCCCAAAUAUUGCAAAAAAUUAAAUCGGUGGCAGAAGCCCAUAAGAAUAAAGUCAAAGAUGAGUCCUUCCUGCAAGGAUUGCAAAACACUCGGACAUUUCAACAAGGCAUACCAUGAAUGCAAGUUUUACAAAGCAGUUUCUGCGGCUGAUGUUGGAAGUAGCGGCAAGAAACGUAAGCAAUCAGCUACAAUCAAGGAAGAAAAGAAGCAAGCAAAGAGAAAGAAGAAGCAAACAACUGGAGAUAUCAAGUGUAUCAGUUGUGGCUUAAAGGGUCAUUCUACUUCUCGUUCUCUCGAAUGUCCCAAUCACAUUGCUUCAAAGGAAGAAGUUAUUACCUCGACGCUUGGAGAAGGCUCCACUGUAUUCACGAGGAAGCUCCCUCUUACGUCUGCUGUGAAGCCAGCGUUUCGCGAACAAUUCCAAGAAAAAGUCAUCUCUUGCUGCUCUGACAUAAGGAGAAUAGUAUUCUCUAGUCAAUUAUUCGUUAACUCGUACCUCAUUUAUUAUCAGGAGAAUAGAAGGAAUGCUAACAAAGGCGACAAGAAAGACACUGAUAAAAACAGCAACAAAGGCAGUAAAGAAGCCAACAAAGACAGGUCUAUUCCUGAUGUAUUCUGCCAGCAAUUCUGGUAUUCAGUAGGUCAGCUAGUAACGGGCAAGCAAGUUACUCACAAAACGGCAUUAUCCGAGGACAUAAAACAGUAUUAUACAGACUUCAAGGCAAAGUUCCCUACUAUCGAAAAAAGUUGCCAAGGGUUAUACAGCCCAACUCGAACAAUUCUGUAAAGUCUUCAACUUCAAAAAGUUUGGCUU